AUAGAGAUGGAUAUUCCUUAUGUGACUACAAUCUGGGAGCACAACACUUACAUUCACUUAACACGUCUCAACAAGGCCAUCUAGUGGAAAGAAUGGUAAAUGCAGAACAGGUGACGCAACAGAAGCCAGAAAAACCUGCUCGUGUUUUGUUUAGUCAUUAGCUCCAGGCUACCUGCAUUGUGUUUCAUAACUCUGUGCGCCGCGAACGCAAAGGAACCCGGCUGUCCAGUUGGAAGACCCCAGACGGCGGUCUUUUUCGGCGACUAAGAUGUUGUUCUGCACCGGAUCUCUGCUUUUCGUGCUCUUUCUAGGAGGCGCAAAGGCCCAGGGGAAUUUCUGGGAGACUGAACAAGAGACGUGCACACGGCACGGGAGAACCGGCAGCUGUGAAUUCUACGGCAUUCCGUGUUUGGAAAAGAAAUUCAACUGCUUGGUGGGCGGGUUCCCAGUGGGGUACGGGUACCGCUUCUGUUCCAAGAUCGAGACGCACUACGAGGAGUUCGACGCUGACAUCCUGGCGGUAGUGCUCAAGUGCCCGUGUAACUACGGCCAGUCCGGGAUUGAGAAUAACGUCGGUGCCGCCAACGAUAUCUACUCAAAGGUGCUGGAAAUCUCAACCACCUACUGGACGAAAGCUCCUUCACUAGCAAUUCAGUCCGACUGUGAGACCAAGGCUUUGAAUGGAGACUGUGCCUUCUACGACUGCCUGGAGAAGCGCUACCCCUGUGGCAGGACCAAGUUCGUUCAGAGGGAGGGUCAGCCACUGUGCGAGCAGAUCAAGAAGAAGGCAGGCGUAUUUACACCAGAGGGCCAAACGUGGAUCACGAAGUUCACCAAGUGCAUGACACGUUCCCUGCUGCCGGCGUACAAGGCGGAAUCCAUGUCCUGCAGACACAUCCACAACUUCGGCUUCCGGACACAGUACCAAUGCUUCAUAGACAACGGCAUCUGUGACUUCGUGGAGAACAGGCAGAAUGAGUUCGGCCUGUGGUACGUGGACGAUAUUGUAUCCGAUUGGCGCUUCCACGAAGAGCUGUCCACCAUCCUGUGCCGAUGCCACAAGUUCGAGGGUGGACAUCGCUACAAACUCAAGUUCAGCAGCGUAGCGACGGCAUGGCUGAAGCAGAAAGCAAAGGUCAUCGACCAGUCGUCCGCCGCAGACGAUCAAUGCACCGGUCAGGGCGGGAAGUGUCAGGACUACUCGGUAAGGACGUGUCUGGCAGGGUACGAGGACAACAAGUGCGGCGGCAACGCGCUCAGGAAAUGCUGCCUUCCGUGUGGUUCUUCAUGUGAAUCCACCCACCAGUCAUAUGCCUCAGGAGACAGCGCCUGCUCCAGCGCGGGAGGUCAGUGUAAGAUGGACAGUAACCUCUGUCACGGGGAGUACCAGACUGGGCUGUGUGGAGGACCCGCUGGUAGAAAGUGCUGCAUCUCAGGUUAAUGCAAGUAGGCAAGUGGAAGAGAGAAUGGACACCCCUGUCUAUAUCGGCAAACAAGUCCUUGACACCUUUUCGACAGACGUCAAAAAGCAAAUCCGCAAGUUUCAUUGACUUCAGUGAAGCACAGAGUGCAGCAAUCCUGCAAUUUUAAGAUUAAUUUGGUCUUUUUGAUAGUGGGUGAUUACUGUUUGUCCCAUGUUACGUCAUUUCGGUUACUUUGAACAGCGGGUGUCAAUCAUUACAUUAUUCUUUUAGCAAUAUAUAUCUUGUACUAAAUCAGUUUAUUGUGUUUGACGUAUCCUAUAUUCGAUGCCAUAAAAAUAAUUUUUCCGACAACCUGAAUCCUGUGUUCUAGAAUUAGGAUAAUAAUGGUAAAUUACUGAGCUGGAUAAUUGUAUAAGCACGCACAUUCAUUUGAUCAUUUGACAGCAGUUGAAAAUGUCAGAGGUUAAAGGUUAAUGCCUGGUUGUACCACUUACCAGACCUGUUCUUCUAGUUGUUAUUUUGUUUGUGGGCUCUAAAUGGUUGCCUGAUCAUUAUGUUUUUACUGUAUCACAAACAUAUGUUAGAAUAAACUUGUCUCUUCGUCAUAUUGCUUCCAGCUUUGUCUAAUAAAUCAUUUCAAAUCUA
Messenger RNA from Branchiostoma floridae (Florida lancelet), 2069 nucleotides. RefSeq lists its product as uncharacterized. Gene Ontology annotation, molecular function: hormone activity. The record is from RefSeq and is a predicted model, not a curated record. NCBI's taxonomy places the organism in Eukaryota, Metazoa, Chordata, Leptocardii, Amphioxiformes, Branchiostomatidae. Gene Ontology annotation, cellular component: extracellular region.